UUCAACAAUGCUAACCCAAAUUGCUCAAAAACUAUGGAACCAAAGAAUCAUUGAAACCCCUUUGAAUAAUAAGAGAUUUUAUGGGGUAAUACCAAUGGUGAUAGAACAUUCUUCAAGAGGUGAAAGAGCAUAUGAUAUAUUCUCAAGACUCUUAAAGGAGAGAAUUGUUUGCAUAAAUGGCCCAAUUAAUGAUGCAACUUCACAUGUUGUUGUUGCUCAGCUUCUUUUUCUUGAAUCUGAGAAUCCAUCUAAGCCUAUUCACAUGUACCUUAAUUCCCCUGGUGGGGCUGUUACUGCUGGUCUUGCUAUCUAUGAUACAAUGCAGUACAUUCGAUCUCCGAUUAAUACUAUAUGCCUAGGUCAAGCAGCUUCAAUGGGAUCCCUUCUAUUAGCUGCGGGCGCAAAAGGUGAGAGACGAUCUCUCCCUAAUGCUUCGAUUAUGAUUCAUCAGCCUUCUGGUGGAUAUAGCGGGCAGGCUAAAGAUUUGACAAUCCACACUAAACAGAUUCUUCGUGUGUGGGAUACUUUGAACGAUUUAUAUGCAAAGCAUACGGGACAACCUAUUGAAACGAUUCAGAAGAAUAUGGAUAGGGAUUAUUUCAUGACACCGGAAGAGGCCAAGGAGUUUGGAAUAAUCGACGAGGUUAUAGAUGAAAGACCAAUGGCUUUAGUAACUGAUGCUAUUGGUAAUGAAGCCAAAGAAAAAGGAUCAAGUUAGAAUUUGCAGCAAGACUCACUCUACAUUGUCGUCUUUGUUAACGUUACCAUGCGCUAAUUUACUUUGAUGAGUUGAUAUCUCAUUACUUUGUUUUCCCAG
Molecule: messenger RNA, 817 nt
Organism: Lycium ferocissimum
Lineage: Eukaryota; Viridiplantae; Streptophyta; Magnoliopsida; Solanales; Solanaceae
Product: ATP-dependent Clp protease proteolytic subunit 2, mitochondrial-like
Exons: 2
Coding region: 8-718 (236 amino acids)
Biological process (GO): protein quality control for misfolded or incompletely synthesized proteins
Cellular component (GO): endopeptidase Clp complex
Molecular function (GO): ATP-dependent peptidase activity; serine-type endopeptidase activity; ATPase binding
Source: RefSeq, a predicted model, not a curated record